UUUCUAUAGUCAGUCCUCUACCUCUAAUGGUCCUGUUAUGUUUCUAUAGUCAGUCCUCUACCUCUAAUGGUCCUGUUAUGUUUCUCGGUCUAAAAUGUUGAUUGCUGUGUUGUCACAGAACCUGCUCUCCGACAUUAAAAAGAAGGAGUCUGAGCUGAACAACGUAUCGAAAAAUGCCCAACUUUACCAGCAGGCCGUCAAGGACUAUGAGAAUGAUACUGAGAAGUUCAAGUCUAUUCUGGACCUUGAAGACGGGCUGGUCCCGCAGACCUACAAGAGAAGCAGACUGGAGUCCCCUGCACUCAGGGUCAAGGAAGAGGAAUCUGCCAUUGAAGCUAAAUUCACCGAAGUGAAUGCAGUGAACAAGCAAAGGAUGGCGAAUCUGCAGUUUGCACAAGGCCUUAUGAGUCAGCAAUCAGACGUGAUCGUCAGCAACAAUGUCCAACAAGUCAGAUCUGCUGCUCCGGGAGAAGAAUCCUGGAGGAUCGAGAGUCAACUGAAAGACGAGAUUCAGAGGAGGGAGCAGCUGGAGAAGGAUCUAGAGAAAAUCCAGACGGACAUCUACAUGUUGGAGGGCCAGAAGCCGGAGGACACCGUCGUCAAGAAGGAGAUCAUCAAGAAGGUUCCGGAUCCGACUCUGGUCGACGAGGUCCACAAUGUCCGUCAGAAACUGUCAGACGAAACCCGGGUCACCCGGGCCAUGGACAACGAGCUGGAGGCGCUGAGGCUGAAGCUGCGCGGCAUCGAAACAGAUCAAGAAGGAGCACAGCAGUACACCGUGAAGGAAGUGCUGCGUAUCGAGAGGGACCGCGGCCAGGAGGAGGAGGUGAGGAGGCUCAGGGAGGAGCUGGAAGAACUGAGGAGGAGGAAGACCAUCAAGGACAAUGAGGUGAUCCAGAUCACCAAGCAGGUGACGCUCCUGGCACAGCAGAAGUCCAAGGAGCAGGAAGUGAUCACAGAGGAGGAGGUGAUUAAAGUGCAGAACGACCCGCAACUGGAGAACCAGUACCGCAUCCUCUUGGACAGGAAGCAGAAGGAGCAGGAGGGCAGGAAGCAACUGGAGGACGAGCUGCGCUUCCUCCAGGACAAGCUCCGCAGGCUGGAGAAGGAGAAGUCCAUGGCCGAGGAGAAGAUCUCCAUCAAGGAGGUGCUGAAGGUGGAGAAGGAUAUUGCCUUUGAGAGGGAGGUAGAGAAUCUCAGGAUGCAACAUGAGGAUGAGAAGGCCAAGCACCGGUCUUCCCAAAGGGAGCGCGCCGACCUCCAGAGGAAGAUCUCCAGCCUAGAGGAAGAAAAGUCAAGGGUCAUAGUUCAGGAGAAGGUGAGGGAGAUCGUCAGGCCUGACCCCAAGGCUGAGGCUGAAGUGGCCAACCUACGCAUGGAACUGGUGGAACACCAGAGGAGGUACAGAGACGCCGACCAGCAGCUGAAGUCCCACCAGGACGAGCUGAAGAUGCUGAGAAACAGAGGUCCGCAGAUCGAGAUCAAGGAGAUCAUCAAGGAAGUCAUCAAGUACAAGACGGACCCGCAGACCGAGAGGGAGCUGGAGAAACUCCGCAAUGAGAUUGUGGACAAGACGUACCAGACGGAGAAGUCAGAGAUGGAGAUCAGGCAGCUGAGGGACGAGAUUCAGAGGUGGAAGGACACCAAGCCACAGGUGCAAAUUAAAGAGGUGGUUAACGAGGUGCUGGAGUACAAAGAAAACCCCAAGACCAAGGAGGAGAUUGAGAUCCUGAAGAGGAAGCUGGCGGACGAGCAGAAGAAACGCCUGGACCUGGAGAGGGAGCGAUCAGCUAAUGAGGAGAAGAUCCGGCUAAGGAAGAUCGACCUGUCCCAGGUCAGGGAGAAGGUUGUCCAGCAGGAGGUGGUUAAGAUGGAGGAGGACCCAUUACUGAGGUCAGAGUGUAGCACCUUCACACAGAACAUCAACAAUGAACAGAGGCAGAGGGAGACCCUGAAAGAGGAGCUCUUCCAACUUCAGAGGCAGAAGGCCAACCUGGACGCACAGCUGGAGGAGCUGGAGCGAGAACGCCGAGCUCGGCGCGAUGCAGAGCUGGAGAUCCAGAGGCUGAGGGUCAGGUUGAACGAGAUGGAGGUCAGGGACAAGGAGAACAGGGAGAGGGUCACAGUGAAACAGAUGGUGGUUCUCCAGCAGGACCCCCAGCAAGAGAAAGAGCACUCCAUCCUCAAGCUGCAGGUGGAGGAGGAGAGACACAAGCGCACCCUGCUGGAGAAGGAGCUGAACGUCCUGCUCGAGCAGCAGGUCACCCUGGAGAGGAUGGUGGUGAAGGAGAAGGUUGUGCGCACCGAGACCAUCCAGGUAGAGAAAGACCCGGAGGCUGAGCUGGAGAUCGAGAAGAUGACGAGGACGCUGGAACAGGAGAAGAGGAGGAGGCUCGAGCUGGACCAGGAGCUGGGCAGCCUCAAGUCCCGCCUGUCCGACAUGGAGUUCACCAACACCAAGUCGUCCAAGGAGCUGGACUACAUCCGCGACGAGAGCAGUCGCCUCCAGCAGGAGAACCAGAGGCUACAGAAUGACAUCCGCAGGCUGCAGUCCGAGAUCCAGAUCACCUCCACAGAGACCCGGAGCAUCUCCAACUCGGCCCCCAUGGAGAGCGGGAAGAACCUAGAGCUGAGGCUGGACUCACUGCAGAGGGAGCUGGCCGAACUGAAGGCCAUCACCAGCCAGAAGGAUGAGGAGAUCGAGAAGCUACAGAAGAGCCUGUCGGCCAUCCAGAUCAAGAGGGAGCAGAGGGAGAGCCACCUGAGGAGAUCCAUUGUGGUCAUCGACCCCGACUCGGGUAAGGAGAUGAGGCCAGAGGAGGCCUACAAACUGGGGCUGAUCGACUGGAAGAUGUUUGUGAACCUCCAGAGCCAGGAGUGCGACUGGGAGGAGAUCAGUGUCAAGGGCCCCAAGGGGGAGUCCUCUGUUCUCCACGACAGGAAGUCUGGGAAGAAGUUCUCCAUUGAAGACGCCCUGAGGGCUGGGAACAUCACCAACCGCCAGCUGCAGCAGUACCAUGACAAGGAGAUCACCAUCCAGGAGUUCGGAGUCAUGGUGUCGGGAAAGACCAAGUGAAAAAGAAACAUCUGAACAAAACUACUUUUUUUUAAGUCUAUGUUUCUGACGACCAUGAGUUUGAAAUGGGUGGCGUUUCUUGAUUUUGGAUUUCACUAGAUUUGAAUCUUCCAAAAUGUUUUAAUUCUGACGUACUUGAUCUAACAUUAAACAAUAUGUUAGUUUUAUAUGAAUACUUCAUUCCUCUCUCUCCUCUCUCUCUCUCUCUCUCUCUCUCUCUCUCUCUCUCUACAAUGCACUGUUAUAUUUAUUUUCAAACACAUAAUACACUAUAAAUACACAAACUGGUGUUCUGGUUUUAAGUGAGGGUUGGUAUGGCUGUGUUUAUAGCCAGUCAAAUGUUGUACAAGGGUUUUCUGUCUGUCUGUCCCUGGAAUACGCUUGUUAAACUACUUACACUGGGUACAGGGCUAGAGGUAGUACUUUAAAUAUGUUUAUUUUGAACGUGGGGUUGAAUUUACAUACACAAGGAUAUGAACGGAUAUGGGUAAUGUCGGUCUGUGGUAUUCUACUGUCAAACGGUCUCUCAGUUGUCCUGUUUUUACACGUCUUACAUAAGAAAUAAAACAGUCAAAUGAUAAA
Messenger RNA from Oncorhynchus keta (chum salmon), 3658 nucleotides. Its product is annotated as periplakin-like. The record is from RefSeq and is a predicted model, not a curated record. Gene Ontology annotation, cellular component: cytoplasm; cytoskeleton; membrane. Gene Ontology annotation, molecular function: cadherin binding; structural molecule activity. Gene Ontology annotation, biological process: wound healing; intermediate filament cytoskeleton organization. Lineage: Eukaryota; Metazoa; Chordata; Actinopteri; Salmoniformes; Salmonidae.